AUGCGCUCAAGGCCGCUCUGGAUUGGUUUCCGGACGACGCCGGGAACCGGUCCGUCCUCGUCGGGUUUUCCGGAGGUGUGGACUCAACGGCACUCCUCCAUCUGCUCGGGGCGCCGGGCGGCCUCUGCGGUAGAACCGGCGGGCCGCAGCUUGUUGUCGCACACCUCGACCACCUGCUGCGGCCGGAUUCAGCGGAACAGGCCGAGUUCGCGAGAACCGUGGCGGCCUCGCUCGGGAUGGACUUCUUCAGGCGCCCGGCGGGAUGUCGGCGCCCGCGCGAAACGGGAGGGCCGCUCUGUCGAAGAAGCCGGCAGGCUCGAAAGGCUUGACUUCUUCGCUGAAAUCGCCCGGGAACGGGACGCAGGCGCGGUCCUCCUCGGGCACACGCUUACCGACCAGGCCGAAACCGUAUUGCUGCAACUGGUGCGGGGCGCCGGGACUCUGGGACUCGGCGCCAUGGCGCCCAUCCGCGGGGACAAAAGAGGCAUCGCGAUCGUCCGGCCGCUGCUUUCGGUCUCCCGGACGAUCCUCGUCCAGGUCGUCGAGGAGGAGGGUUGGCCGUUCUAUGCCGAUCCAUCGAACGAGCUUGACGAAUUCGCGAGGAACCGAAUCCGGCACCAGGUCCUCCCACUCCUCAAGGACUCGGUGAACCCACAAGUGGAAGCGGCGCUGGGCCGGACGGCCUCGCUCCUCAGGGACGACGAAGAAUGGCUGAGCGAAAUCACCUCCCGCCGUUUCACCGACGUCGCCGACGUCGUGAGGCGUGGGAGAUCCGCCGAGGUGCGCUUUGGGGUCGCCGAACUUGCGGCAGCCCAUCCGGCGCUGGCGCGCCGCCUCGUUCGCGAAGGACUCCGGAUCGCCCGGGGGAACCUGCGUCGCUGCAUCGGCGCUUUUGACAAUGUUUCUAUCACACUUCAGCAACACUCCAGCACGACACUCCCACGAUCGGUGCUGCGCCUGGUCCGCGCGCGGCGCGGAUGA
Molecule: messenger RNA, 981 nt
Organism: Geodia barretti
Lineage: Eukaryota; Metazoa; Porifera; Demospongiae; Tetractinellida; Geodiidae
Source: the annotation of a GenBank genome assembly